This is a messenger RNA of Felis catus (domestic cat), 3109 nucleotides long. It is a transcript of the gene CYLC2, whose product is annotated as cylicin 2. The transcript has 12 exons. Gene Ontology annotation, molecular function: structural constituent of cytoskeleton. Lineage: Eukaryota; Metazoa; Chordata; Mammalia; Carnivora; Felidae. The coding region runs from base 80 to 1483 and encodes 467 amino acids. Gene Ontology annotation, cellular component: nucleus. The record is from RefSeq and is a predicted model, not a curated record.
UUUAUGAUGUCACCUCUCAACAUCAAUAAUUUGAACUUACAGUGCUUACUUAAGUCCUGGCAAAUCAUAGGUGGUGGAAAUGUCUGUACCAAGAUUCCAAAAAAUAAACUUUGGAACAUAUGAUAAUUACAUUCCAGUCAGUGAAUUAAGCAAAAAAUCAUGGAAUCAGCAACACUUUGCCCUGGUAUUUCCCAAACCACCACGGCCAGGAAAAAAAAAGAGAUCAAAACCAUCUCAACUACGAGACAAUACAGCUCCUAAAUAUGAUGAAGAGAAAUUAAGAGAAGGUCCUAAACGACCGUUAUGGAUGCACAGUUCUUUAAUGAGAAUUUCUGAAAGACCAUCUGAUUAUUUAGCUGCCAGGAUAUGGCCCCAACAUAAACCAACCCAUCACCCCAAGGAGGUUGCUAAAGUAGCAGAUGUACACAAACCUGUAUCUCCAGCAAGAGGUAAGAAAGAUAAAGAACACAAGAAAGCAGACAAGAAAGAUAAAUCAGAAUCAGAAUCAGAAUCCACAGUUUCAAAGGGGCCACUAAUAACUAGGAAGGAGUCAAAGAAAGAUAAGGAUAUAGAAACAGGAACUAAAGGUGAAAAAGAUGUUGCAAAAACAGAUGUCAAAAAAGAGAAGAAACAUACAAAGAAGGGUAAGGAGUCAGCUACAGAAUCUGAAGAGGAACAAAAAGGUGCAAAAAAAGAUACCAAAAAAGAAAGAAAAGAUUCAAAGAAGGGUAAGGAGUCAGGUACAGAAUCUGAAGGUGAAAAGAAAGAUGCCAAGAAAGGUGCCAAGAAAGAAAAGAAAGAUUCAAAGGACAAGGAGUCGGGUACAGAAUCUGAAGGCGAAAAGAAAGGGGCCAUGAAAGGUGCCAAGAAAGAUAAGAAAGAUUCAAAGGACAAGGAGAUAGGUAUAGAAUCUGAAGGUGAAAAGAAAGGGGCCACAAAAGAUGCCAAGAAAGAUAAGAAAGACUCAAAGGACAAAGAGUCAGGUACAGAAUCUGAAGGUGAAAAGAAAGAUGCCAAGAAAGAAAAGAAAGAUUCAAAAAAGGGCAAGGAGUCAGGUACAGAAUCUGAAGGUGAAAAAAAGAAUUCAAAGAAAGAUGCUAAGAAAGAUAAGAAAGAUUCAAAGAAGAGCAAAGAAUCAAGUAUAGAUCCUGAAGAUGAAAAGAAGGGUGCCAAGAAGGAUAAGGAUGGGAAAAAAGAUUCAAAGAAACCGGGAGAAAAAGAUGAUGAGUCAAAAGACAAGAAAGAAUCCAAGAAAGAUGCAAAGAGAAAGGUGAGUAAAAAAGAGAAGAAAGAUGAAAAGCCCAGUGGGACAGAUAUUGAAUCAAAAGAUGAUGCCAAGAAAGAUGCCAAGAAGAAUGCCAAGAAGGAUGGCAAGAAAGAUGGCAAGAAAGAUACUGACACAGAAUCUCCUGAUGCAAAGAAGGAUGCAAAGAAGGAUACAAAGGAUGCAAAGAAGAAUGCAAAGGCAAAGAAAGGCAAGUAGGCCUUGGAUAAAAUUCAAAAGCAUGUUCGAUAGAACAAUUUUAGCAAUCUGAUACCAAAUCUAUGAGUGACAGGGGGCCUCAAAGAAUCAAAUAAUUUUUAAAAUGGAGCAAAGAAGAAUACAAAGGAAGACUCAUAAAAUCAUAAAAAUAUAAAGAAGAAAAGAAAAAUUAAGAGAUGAUUCAAUGAAGAACUUGGAGGAUACAUAUGCUAAGUUUGGGGAUAUGAAGGAUUCAAUGAAAAAUCCCUAGAAAUGUUCAAAGAAGAAUAUUCAAAUCAGGAUGUAGAAGUUAAUGACACUGGAUCUGUGGAUAGCAAAAAACAAAUAUAUCAAGACUUCAAAAAAAUCCAAGGAGGUAGACAUUCAAUCUAUACAAUCAAACGGUGAAGCUGCAUCCACAGAUUUAAAUAAAGAACUAUAGGUGUAUCAGAGGAAGUCAAAAAAAUUUCAGAAAGUCUUUCAAAUAAAUACAAAUUAAAAGUAGCAUUCUUCAAAAAAAAUACGGAAGGAAGGAAGGAAGAAAAGAAUUGCUUCCUUGAGAAACUAUACCGUCAUCCCUGAAGCGUAAACAGACAUACCAGGUUGAUGGAAAUUAAAUUCCACAUCCAAGCCAAGACAAACACACUUGAAUAUAGUAGCCAACUUCUCUCCAUUUAAGACAGGAAAAUCAAACUUUUCCAAAUUACCAAGACACUGCUAUGAAAGAAAAUAUUUGCAGUAGACGUUGUAUAAGAAGAGUGAAGUAAUAGCACCCGAGAGAGAAUAUUAUAAGAAGAUGCUAAACAGCAUAGAGAUAACUGCAAACAUGAGCAUGGAAGAACUAAGGAAAGAUAUGUAGAAAAAGAACACUUAUAAAGGUCUUUCUGGAAGUACAAGGGAACCUUGGUGAAGAUUUUUCAUGGUUUUACUAUUUAAGCUCAACCAUCAUGUCAUCAUGAAGGAGGGACAAGAAAAGAAUAUAAAACACAGAACUCAAGGCAGAAUGGGAAAGUACCAUCUCACAUCCAAAUACCAUUAAUUCUAAAAAGCAUUAGAAAAAAUGAAUUAUGCCUGGAGACAAGCUGGCAAUAACCAGAGAAGGAAGUUUCAUGGUGUAUAGAGAGGGUAAAAGAACAUGGAAUGGUGAAGUUCAGCCUUUGGAUAAAGGAAGUGAAAAAAAAAAAAAAAAAAAAAAAGCCUGGGCAUUGAAAAUGUAUUUUCAUGGAGAAAAAAGGCUUACAACCAAACCAGGAGAACAGCUUUAAUGGGAGUCAUUUGCUAAACCACCUAAAGAAAGUGAAACAAAGAUGAUCAAGAUUAUGACUAUGUGAAAUCUCCCACCCAUCAGAAGCCCUACUGUAAUUGCAUGAAAUGAUCUGGAAAAAAAAAGAAUGGCCAUCAACUAUAUUCAGCAUACUCUGUUUAUCUCUUCAGAAACUUCUCCUUCAUGAUGUUUCCCCCCAUCACCCCAGUGAAACAUGCAGACUACCAUGAAGAUAUACUAAAAAUUCUAACACCCUGGUGGAGUCUAAAAUCCCAUUCAGUUGCAAAUCUUCCUGUCAUGGGAGUUGAUUGCCAGCUCUAAUUUUGAGUGAACGCAUUAAACAUGAUGGUGAAAAUAUCAAUUAAAAAAAUCUACUCUCCAUA